AUGACGGCUGUUGCUAAGAAGCGGUUACAAGCCAUCAGCCAGCAGCUGGUAGAAGGUAUCCCUGAUGCUGGCGAGUUUGAGAAUAUUCCUAGGAUCCGGGAGGUUGCUCAGGACUCCCUUGGGCCAAGAAUCAAGGACAAGGUCGUGAUUAUAACCGGAACUAACUCUCCCAUCGGAAUCGGACGAGCAACGGCUCAUCAGUAUGCCCGCCAUGGUGCCAAAGCUAUCUACAUCUGUGACUUUGCGGAUUCACAUCUCGACGUUCACAAGCGAGAGAUAGAAUCCUUGUACCCUGGCGUCAAUGUUCAUACAAGGCAGUUUGAUGCUGGAGAUGAAGAAGAAGUCAAGAAGCUUGUUGACGACGUGAUAGAAACCUAUGGCCGGCUGGACAUCAUGUUCGCUAAUGCGGGGAUCGUCGGGGCACCGAAACUGUUUACCGAAGUCUCUGGGGAGGAGUUCAUGCAAACUAUGGAUACGAAUGCCAAGGGCCCCUUCCUGGCUACCAAGUAUGCUUCUAUAGCUAUGAGGAAGACAUCUCCUGCCAAACCGUACCCAGCCGGAAGCAUUAUUCUCACCGCUUCUGUUGCUGGUAUGCGGUCCAACGCUGGUUCAACAGAUUACUCGGCCAGCAAAGCUGCCGUCAUUUCGUUGGCUCAAACAUGUUCAUUCCAACUAAGUGGUACUGGGAUUCGCGUCAAUGCAAUCUGCCCUGGUGUGGUAGAGACUGGUAUGACAAAGGCAAUGUACGACCAUGCUCGUAGCAGAGGAACGGAGAAGAAAAUUGGACAGCUGAAUCCAUUGAUGAGAGGGGCCGUUGCUGAUGAGAUCGCUCGUGUUGCCUUAUUUCUAGGUAGCGACGAGAGCAGUUACGUCAACGGUCAGGCAUGGGCGGUCUGUGGAGGUUUGAGUGCCGGACAUCCAUUUGUGCCUGGAAAACUAGCAUAG
This is a messenger RNA of Trichophyton rubrum CBS 118892, 945 nucleotides long. RefSeq lists its product as uncharacterized. The record is from RefSeq and is a predicted model, not a curated record. Bases 1 to 945 code for a protein of 314 amino acids. NCBI's taxonomy places the organism in Eukaryota, Fungi, Ascomycota, Eurotiomycetes, Onygenales, Arthrodermataceae. The transcript has 4 exons.